CGACGUCAAGAUCCCCUGCAGCUGAAAGUGAUCCUGGCACACUCAAGCUUCAAGGACCAAGGCGGUCCUGGGCUUUCUCAAUCUUUAACUUUGCAUCUUGUGUAUAACGUGCCAACGGUUUCUGUACCGCAAUGUUCGCCAAACUUCCACAGACGUUAACGGCACCUUUUGGGUUAUUAACUGACGAGGCGAAGCUGGCGUUUCGCAGUCGCCCCCAGGGAAUAUCUAAGCUGUAUACAACGAGGCACAUAACCGAAACUGACAGCUAUUGGGACCAGUACUUCACCCUCUUUGACACGCCAUCUGAUGUCUCCUCCCUCAUAUCAACUCACGACAUUCGUAGAGCACUCCUAGACUCGCCUGAAAAUGUAGCGACCCUCAUCAGAGUUGUGACCUCUCGUCUAUUCAACCUUGUAUCCGAUCACACAUUCCCAUCCGCACCACCAGCAUCUGUGGCAUCGUAUGCCACUUCCUUCAUCAAGACCUCGAACACAGAGCGCAACGCAACCAAGGAGGUCCUUAAUAGUCUGCGAGUCCUGCAAAGGGUGCUGCCUGUUAUGUUUGAGGUGGAGGGAGAGUCCAACACAUUCGAGCUCGAGGUACUAUGGAAGAAGCUUGAAGUUGACGACGAAAAUGUGCCCACAGCUACAGAGCAGACACCACAGUUCGUCAUCGAAGAUGACGAGGACGGGAGUGAGAGUGGUCAUGGCUCUAACACCCCAUCGCAGACUGCACAACCGAAACGGACGAAAACUCUACCUUCGCUAGGAGAAAAGUUGUUUACUUGCGUCAAUGAUCUUCUAUUUUGUUGCGGUUUUAGUCUCCCGACGAAGAUACAAGUGAAUCAUUACAAGAUCAAUUAUGUUAUAUGGGAGAAGGGUGUGGGGUCGACGACUGACUCUGGACCAAAUCAUGCAUACGACUCCAAUAAAACUGAGGUUUUACGGCUUCUCCUUGUCCUUUUAUCACGUCAGAUAUACAUCCCGCCUGCCGCUCUCUUCACACACCCGUCAUUUUACACUCUGCAUGUAGUUCGAAAAACGCCACGACGCGACGUCUUGACAUUACUUUGCUCCUUGCUAAACACCGUGAUAAACUCUGCCACGACCAACAACGUGACUAUUGCCAGUGUAGCCGGCAAGGUCCCUUACAAUCACCUAGUUUUCAAGGGCGAGGAUUCCAGGACGGCACUUGUGGGCAUGUGCCUGCAAGUUUUGUGCGUUUUGUUGGAUUUCCAGAGUGGCCCGGCCAGAGACAUCAUUUCAGAGUCCGGAGACGCCACCUCAUCAUCCCCGACGGCACAAACAAAUGCCUUCCGCUAUUUUUUGGCGAAAUUGCAUCGCACGCAGGAUUUUGCUUUUAUCUUGAACGGCAUCAUUGGCAUACUAGAACAUCAGCUAGCUAUAUCGAACAAUCUACUCCCUGGAUCCAGGAAGUCGGUUCCUUAUGUGCCUGAGACUAUCAUUUUGUUCUGGAAGAUCAUUGAGCUCAACAAGAAAUUCCGCGCUUACCUGCUAGACUCCGAUAAAGCAGUUGAUGUCCUUGCGUAUCUUCUAUGCUAUUCACUCGAGAUCAAAGACAAGCCGCAGCAACAUGGCCUUUGCAGAGCGCUCUCAUACAUCAUUCAGACGCUAUCGGCUGAGUCCGCAUUCGGCAACAAACUCUCGUCACCAAUAAAUAUCCAGAUACCGACAAAAUGGGUGCCUCAUGGGACAUCUCAUGGGACCGCUGCGGAUUUCAUGAUCACUUCAAUAUACUCAAUCGUUGCAACUACUUCAGGCUCCCUCAAUUCCAUAUACCCGGCACUUAUCAUCGCGCUCGCGAAUGCGGCUCCAUUUUUCAAAAACCUGUCUGUUGUUGCAUCUAAUCGCUUGCUUCAGCUCUUCACUUCGUUUUCGAACCCUUUAUUCCUCUUAUCCGAUGAGAGCCACCCAAGACUUCUAUUUCUUAUGUGAGUAAUUAUCAUAGUCCAAGGGUAGCCUGUUAACAUUUAGAAAUCACUCGAACGCCAGCAAGCAAGCACUUACCCUUGCUGCCAAGAUGUAACCUAGUUUCAUGGAAGUUAGCGACAGACAACAUUACAUUAGUUUGAACUGAGGCUCACCCAUUCUUGCGUGGGUAAAAAACCAUUCCUGCCAACGCCAGCCGCAGCCAUGCGAUCGCCAUUAAUUGUGUCCGACGAUAGCGACCGCCGAGCCUUCAUCUUGCCUCUCGCCUUUUCUGAGACCGAUGUUAUGGUUCUGGUACUUGUUGUUGGGUUAUU
This is a messenger RNA of Suillus clintonianus, 2263 nucleotides long. Its product is annotated as high-temperature-induced dauer-formation protein-domain-containing protein. Gene Ontology annotation, cellular component: membrane; Golgi medial cisterna; Golgi trans cisterna. Bases 132 to 1955 code for a protein of 607 amino acids. NCBI's taxonomy places the organism in Eukaryota, Fungi, Basidiomycota, Agaricomycetes, Boletales, Suillaceae. The record is from RefSeq and is a predicted model, not a curated record. The transcript has 10 exons.